Molecule: messenger RNA, 5414 nt
Organism: Orussus abietinus
Lineage: Eukaryota; Metazoa; Arthropoda; Insecta; Hymenoptera; Orussidae
Product: KH domain-containing, RNA-binding, signal transduction-associated protein 2
Exons: 8
Coding region: 1-1095 (364 amino acids)
Biological process (GO): regulation of alternative mRNA splicing, via spliceosome
Cellular component (GO): nucleus
Molecular function (GO): mRNA binding
Source: RefSeq, a predicted model, not a curated record
AUGGCGGACAGGCCGAGCAACGGUGAGUACAAGAACUAUCAGAGGGAAGAGAACGCCGACAUUAAGCAGAGGCUUCCGCUAGAGAAAGAGCGCGAAGACAAGGAGCAUCAGGUCGACAAAGCCGGGGAAUACGUCCGGGAGCUCCUUCACGAGAAGCUUGAGAUUGACUCGCAGAAAUGGCCCAAUGCUCACCGACUCAUCGACCAAGAGAUUCAGAAGACCCAAGCCAUUGGAAAACCGAUACGGGACAUGAAAUACGUGGACAUUUAUCGAGAGAAGCCAAUUCGCGUCGCCGUGAAGGUGUUGGUGCCGGUCCGUGAGCAUCCCAAGUUUAACUUCGUUGGGAAGCUGCUGGGUCCCAAGGGCAACUCCAUGAAGCGGCUGCAAGAAGAGACCAUGUGCAAGAUGGCGGUCUUAGGGCGAGGCUCCAUGAAGGAUAGACAAAAGGAGGAGGAGUACCGCCAGUCCCUGGACCCGAAAUACGCUCAUCUCUCCGAUGAUCUACACGUGGAGAUCGCCGCUUUGGCUCCUCCUGCGGAAGCCCACGCACGCAUUGCGUUCGCCCUGGCCGAGGUGAGGAAAUACCUGAUCCCGGACAGCAACGACAACAUUCGUCAGGAACAGAUGCGAGAGAUGGAGCUCACCAUGACCGACGAUCCCGGCCUGGACGACAGGAGACCAGGAAGAGGAGGGAUCUUGAGACCCAAUGCCAGACCAACGGUCCCGCCACCCAGGGCUUCCAGAGCACCGCCCAUCCUUCCACCCCCUGCGAACCGAGGACCGAUCGCUCGUCCCGUUCCACCGAAGACCAAGGUAUUCUCGAUUCUGGAUCGCGCCAGGGCCGCCAUGGACCAGAACUAUGGGUACGACGCUCCGACUCCACCUCCGACCGGUAGAGUGGGAUCCCAUCAUGACUACGACUACCAUGGUACUUCAACAAGUAGCAGCCGCUACGGAGAUCGUCACUAUACUUCGUCCUCGGCGGACGACAUGUAUCCUCCUUCCUCCAGAUACACGACCUACGAGUACGACGACGAGGGUGGGCCGCACUCUUCCCACGACUAUUACGAGUCGUCGGACUAUCCAGGUGUGUAGGAGAUUCCUGCAGAUCGCGUGGGAACGCGCUGUCGUGGAUCGUUUGCAUUUUGGCCACUCUAACCGGUGGACCGCGAGAAGUGCCUUGACGUGAGUAUGGUACCAAGGUGAAGGCACACCUUAUGCUGAAGCAAGUUCGGAGGCAAGGUAUGCGGCGAGAUGGCGAGUUCUCGAGGACGCCGAUUUAUCAAAGAUAUCUCGAAGAGGAGGCGACUGCCAAGGUCUAUACGUCCUCGCCAGGAAAGAUGGACCGACGCAAACGCGACGACGCCUCGUCACGAGCUGGCUUGCAUGUUGAUGGUUCCAUGCAUUUUCCUUUCUACGCCGAUGACUAAUCUUCCCCGCCGAAAUUAACGGAUUCUGUUUAUACAGCCAUCCAUUAGAGCCCAAGUUGCCUGUCCCUAAAUAGACUGGGUAGAAAUACUUCUUAUUCUAAGGUGACGCGCUCGUGGGGAGGACACGUAUCCAGGGUUUGCUUUUCAGAGAUGUCGAUGUCGCGUUGCCGAGUCGAUGUUAAGACGCCUGGAUAAAUUGCACGAUUUACAGGCGUGAAGAGUUGCCCCAGAUGGCAAAUAAAGAAAAAUUGGUUGCCGCAAUUUUUCCCAGGCUCUGACAUUGGGCUAUUUUUCAUCCAUGUGUCGAUCCCUUUCUAAGUACGCUCCUAUUGAUUCUGGAAUUUUAUUAAACAAACUGAUUUGUAUACCCGCUUUUACGUUUUCUAGUCUUCGUCCUUGCGAGAACGUCCACUGUGACUGUCUUAAGGUGGGGUUGGUAGUUUAAGGCCCGUCGUUAAUUUCUAAUCGUUAACGUAGUUGGCGAACUAUUUGCAUGCGUGUUUAUCGUGGGAAUCGUUACUAACGAGGAAUGCUCUUUGGCGUCACCGCCACGGGCAUUGCAAAACACUGGGUGUCCGUUGUUCGUAGAAUCAUUUUAUUAAAUUCAACAAUUAACAUUUUCGUUCGUAUGUAAACGCAAACAAUUGAAUUUACGGGCCGGACGAGUGCCGAAAGUCCAGGAAUAAAAGUACGUUUGCACCAUGGGCCUGAAGAAGGCGGUCAUCGUUUUGCAAAUCGCAUGUCUAAUAAGAACCCAUUACUUAGUUGAGUUUCCUUAGGAGAUAAGAGAAGCUUGCGAUCCAACUUCCGGCCGUCCACGUCGUCACUCUUUCGCGGGCCUGAAGUCUACGGAGCGAAUAAAUACUCGACAGCUGACUUAACGUUUAAGUGGACAUCGGCAAUCAAUGGGACGCAGAAAUUCGCCUAUGGCGAAUGUCUAAGGUGCUCGGAACACUUCCAAAGUCGCGUCCACUACCCUGCGAAAAUCAUACGAGUGGUUGCCGAUAUAGCGAAGCCUUACUUAUCGUUUAAAAUGAUUAACGGAGCACUGAAUUAAUUGAAUAGAACCCAACCUCGUGGGAAGAAACGGGCCGACGCCGCGAAGCCUCGAGUCAAAUACCGUGGAUCGGCAUCUAGGUUGCUUAGAAACAAUAUUCUUAUUUAUUUAUCACACACCAAUAUACAAAAAUUAACCGUAUUAAUGUUAGAAUAUAAUAAUACCGCUAAAAUUCAAGAUAUAUUCAAUAAAGGUAUAUCCGAGUAUCUUACAAGAUUAGAGCGACGCAUGAUCAGCUCGGAACGAAAUCGUGUCUCUACGGCACACUCUCUCCCCGCGGUUGGCACAGAAAUUCCGGUAGAAAAAGACCUUUCUCUACGCAUCUUCUCUAGCGAUUAUAAAUAAGUAGUUUAAUUUACGGAUCCUUAGUCUAAGAGAGUCCUCUAAGUAGUUGGGAAGUGAAAAUAAGGUUAAAAGUUCGACCUAACUAAUGUUAACUCGGCCCUCCAUGUCUUCCCGCUGGGGGAGGAAGUUGCAUUUCGGCGACCCCUAAGAGCCGCCGCCCCUCUACGGAAUCCAGAGUCCUCGAUCCUGAUCCCUGAUAUCCUUUUUCGCGGCAAACGACCGGUUAACCGCGGGACCUCCGAGUCGAUCGACGAUCCGAAUUGGAAUCUCACCCUAAGCGUUCGGGGAAGAAUUCCCCGCUAGCCGUGGGAGAAAUCUCGACGAUAAAUCUCAUCCCGAGUCGCGGGCUCUCCUCUAAUACCGUCCCUAUUUCGAAACAUGGAAUGUAGCACUUAUCGUUACUCGAUACCUUAACAACUGUAUGAUUAUAUCACAAGAAAGAUUCGAAUGCUCUGUACACGCGCCCCCCCUCGGAACAUCAGAUGCUCUCAAGUAUCGACUUAUAAUACGCCUAGGUGUCUAGAGUUUAGUUACAAAGUUAGAUAUGUCUCAGGUUGACCUGACGUUGUACUUCGUAUGAUUUUCCUCGACGCGCCUCGAGAGCGAGGCUUCGGCCGAAGCGCGUCCCAACGCGGCCGGAAGUAGAAACGGCCUCAGCUUCGCGUUUACUCUCCCGGGUUUACUUAGAGGGACUCGCCGCGGGUCUCGCGGUGAUAAUUGGCACGUGUGUUGAGAAUGAAGUGGCAAGUUUCGCAUUGGCACGACGAUCGGAAGAGACUCUUUCGCGAAUCCGCGAGGCUCGUCGCCGACGAGAUUACGCCUAUUUAGAGUUACGAACAAAACCCCACCACCAGCCUUUCCUAUUUGAUUAUAUCCUCCGAGUCUGGGUUAACUGAGCAUUAGGGUACAGGUAAUGUUUAUAAAUAAUUUAGCCUCGGACGGCUUCCGCAUGCGACUACCCCUCGCAUCUUGUCGCGUCCCCUGGGAACUAUCUUUAAGGUGACGGAAAGUGCCCUCAAAGAGGUCUCGUUUAUGACACUUUUCACCGAAUCGUUUCAAACUUUACAAUGUAAAUAUGUAGACUUUAAGGAAGGUCCUGACCUUCGUGAAAUUUCCAUUUUUUACCAUUUGUUUAUAGUCAUUUAGACAUUUUUGUAUAAUAAUGAAAUUUCAUGAGUGUAGGGACCUUCUUCGAAGCCUUUAUAUUCAUGGCGCAAAGUUUGAAACGAUUUGGUACACCCUGUUCGGAGAAAAGUUGAAUAAACUACUGACAUCUCGGAUGCCACUUUCACAUCCCCUUAAGCAUGGAAUUCGUCCAUUCGCUGUUUUGUGCCUCGUUUGAAGGUGCACCGAUAUCUGCAACGAAGAGUCCUAGACAAUUUCACUUUAAUUGGCUUUGAUACGGUUUUAUCAGCGGUACCGAAGUAGCGUCAUCCGGAAUAUGCCAAUUGCCCCUUGAAUUUAAAGGAAGGCACAAAACAGCGGGUGCACGUUUUUCGGUUUUUAUAGUGCUACAGAAUUUCCUCGUCGCGCGAACGCGUCGGGUCAUCCGGUCUAGGCCCUGCUUAAAAGCGUCGACUUAUCCGGGAUAUGUCUCAAUUUCAUAUAACUUGCCACCGCUUUGGAAGGAUAUCGACACGCGGAGAGUGUAAAACUCUGCCGGAGAGAUAGUGGAAUAAAUUUCGAUUUCAUCAGUCCGGAUCGGUCUGCUCUUUUAAGUAGAGCGGUGCGCAUGCCUCUCGUCCUACGGGCAGGCCAAUCUAUGUCGAAACGGUCGAGCGAGUUAUAAUCGUGUCUCUACUUCUUCCGGAAUCGUCUCGUGUAAAAAUAAGCUCGGUGGAACGUCAAAAAGCGAACGCACCACGACCCUGGUCCCGACGUCGCGCGCAAGGAAACGCCAGACCCCCGCGGCAUGAUUUUCCAAAGGGAAAAAAAAAUCCUUCGUCGGUGGGAACCAAGGGUUCCUCUCUAAUGGUCCUUUACUAGCGAGUCGUUAAAACGAUCCGGCAAAACGUGAUCGCCUAUGGAAAACCUCUCCGCGGGCAGUUCGCGCGAUCGACUUCGUUCCACGAAGUUACGCCUCGUUUUCGUAUCCGCGGAAUCUACACGGAAUAAACUGUCUCCAAGAAAUUCCGCAGACAUGGAAACGAGGCAUCUCGGAUCGCGGGCAGAGUUUGGCUCUUUGCGUUUCUCGUCUCCGACCUCCUAGCCGGAGAUCGCCACCUUGUUGGCACUUUAGUCACCGUGUAUCAACAGUUCGGUUCCACGGGUGAUUCCUCCCGCGUUUAAAAUUCGGAAACCGUGUGCGAAAUUCCCAACACGGCGCUGCAAAUUCUAAACUGUACAUUAGAACCCAGAUACGAUGGCCAUCGGGUGGUUUUCGAGUUUCCAUCGCGGAACCUCUUCGUUCAUUUCCGAAUAGUUAGACCAGCCGCCACCGGUGUCGCCAGCUCCACGCGGCGACCCUGGAGGUCGCCAGAUCUGGACGCGAAUUUACAUACAAACGUGCCCUUCAAACUCUUCCGAGCCGAGGGAUUUUUCGUUGGAGUCCUCUUGGAGGUCCUCGCGCGAUGGGGUUCCUA